AUGUCCAACAACAUGGCCAAGAUCGCAGAUGCUCGGAAGGCUGUGGAGCAGCUGAAACUGGAGGUCAACAUCGACAGGAUGAUGGUGUCUAAAGCAGCAGCAGAGCUCUUGGCGUACUGUGAGUCCCAUGCUAAGGAGGACCCCCUCGUAACGCCCAUGCCCUCUUCCGAAAACCCUUUCCGGGAGAAGAGGCUCUUCUGCGUCAUACUUUAA
Molecule: messenger RNA, 213 nt
Organism: Conger conger (European conger)
Lineage: Eukaryota; Metazoa; Chordata; Actinopteri; Anguilliformes; Congridae
Gene: gng8
Product: guanine nucleotide binding protein (G protein), gamma 8
Exons: 2
Coding region: 1-213 (70 amino acids)
Biological process (GO): G protein-coupled receptor signaling pathway
Cellular component (GO): heterotrimeric G-protein complex
Molecular function (GO): G-protein beta-subunit binding
Source: RefSeq, a predicted model, not a curated record